UCUCGGACCAUGGUACAGCUCUCUUCAUCACAGGCUCUGGAUGAGUCUCCACCCCCUGAGACAUGCACUGAGGGUGAGGUAGGACAAGGGAGUCCUAAACUUGACUCUCCUCGGGCUCUCGCAUCUCUGCAGCUGUCCCUUAACCCUUCCUUCAGAACCUACCCAGGCUAUGAAACCUACAUUGAGGACGGCCUCAUCUGUCUGAAGCACAAAAUUCGCAACAUUGAGAAAAAGAAGCUGAAACUUGAAGAGUACAAAAGACGACUACAAAAUGGAGACAGCCUCAAUCAAGACCAACUUGAUGCAGUAGGCAGAUAUGAGGAAGUGAUCCACAACCUGUCCUUUGCCAAAGAGCUGCACAAGACCCUCAGUGUCCUGACCCAAGAUCUGCUGAAGGCUCAGAGGAAGGCGGUGCGGCGGGAAGAAGCGAUGAAGGUGGAGCUGGAGCAGAGGCGUCUUAGCAUGGUGCUGCAGGUGCAGUAUAUCCUGCGCUGUCUGCAGCAGGAACAUGUGAGGAAGGAGCUAAUCAGCCUGCAUAGCCACAGUCAUUUCCUGUCUGCACAGGAACUGAAGAGACUGCUUGACCUCUCUGCCUUGCUAGGCUGCCAAAGAGAUGAGAGCAUGAGUUUGGAGGAACAGAUGGAACAAGCCUCCUAUGUUUACUUGGAACUUCUUGAGGGGAAAGACAAACCAGUUGUUGGCUCCACAUACAAGCACAUGAAGGAACAGCUGCUCCGACUGAUGGAUUGUGGGUUCUUUGAUCAUGUGCUUGUUCCUGCAUGUGAAAGCCUUAAGGAGGCAGAGACGAAAAAAUCUCCCUCAAAAGGAGGAAGCCUGUCUGCAAUGAUGAAGCUGAAGUCAAAUGAAGUGCCUUCAAGAGAGUUUCUUAACAGACGCUACCUACCUGACACGGACGCCACCAGCGGACAUGGGCAGGAUGCUGAUGACUCGCCGCCCAGCUGGAAAGCAGAAUUUCUAGCCCUCAAGGAUCAAGAACCACCAGAUUCUUGGGAUAUGGAGUUUACGGAGAAGCCAGUGUCUCCGGAGCCCGGCCUGCAGAAACCAUGGCGAGGGGCAGCAGGAUUCAUCCUCAAAAUACCGGUCACUGUGAAGAAGUCCAAUGCUGAUCAAAAACAGAAACGACAGAAGAGAACUAAAGAUGGACAAAUGGAUGGCCCAGUGGAGAUGUUGGGUUCUCUGUCUUCCCUACCUGAGGACCCAGCGCUAAGAAAGCAGCAGCUGGAGGAUCUGAUGGAUCAGAUUAGAGGUUCCUUUAAUUUCAUGCAGGACUCUCUGCUGGACAGUGAGGCUUCUCAAUCUAAUGUUUGUCCUGGAAUGGGACACCCAGCGCCAUCAACUCCUAUAUCUUCCCGACUCCUGCCAGGAGAGCAGAAAACAAGCCUGACCAAUGGAGAGCAGUCUAUGGAUGGCUGUGAACUGAACCUCAGUGCUGAGGAGCUACAGCAGUGUGAGAGCGAAGACUUUUCCUCUCCACCCCUUUACAACAGGAAGUCUAGCCUCCCCCUUUCUCUGGAAGAGGACACCACUCGGGUUGGGAGGCAGUCUCCUUGUAAUGGGGCUGUUCCCCCAUCCUCAGUGCCAGCCCAGGUCUUCUCCACCCCACCCAGCGGACGCUCCAUCAGCAUGGCCAGCACGGCCCCCUUUCACAAUGUCCAUUCUGUGAUGAACCCACCUGUUUCUUCUGACUCGGACUCUGACCCUAAGGCAGACAUGAGUAACUACACUGCCUCUUCCUGCCUCACCUAUAGUACUGCCAGCACCCUGAGUUACUCCACCGCCAGCACACAGACCCCGCCUGAUGAAGACAGCCUGCAACCAGAGGUCCUGUACCAGGCUGAGUGUCAGGUCAGUAACGAUGGCCAGCUGUACUCCACGAGCGGCCAGUCUCGCCUGGGCCAGCCGUACUACUCGCGUGGCACCGUCAGAGGUGGUUAUGAGGGUUUCAGGACUGGUCUCCGCUCCCCAGGAGGAAGUUACAUCCCCCAGAGCCACAGCAUGAGAGAGACUGCCUCUGUGUUGUACGCUACCCGGGAGACAGGAUACCAGCAGGGCUAUAAGCGUGGUGGAAGUACGGGCUCAGGUCAGAGAAACAAUUCAAGUGCUGGUUGGAGUGAUUCAUCUCAGGUGAGCAGUCCUGACAGAGAGGGCACCUAUAUGGUGGACUCUGGACAUGGCACUGACUCCACCCUCUCAAUCUCACCCAUGGAGCUGCCAGUCACACCCCAGGGCCCACACACCCUCAUGCCUGUGCAUGUGUACCCGCUUUCCCAACAGAUGCGUGUGGCUUUCUCUGCCGCCCGCACCGCCAACUUUGCCCCCGGCACACUCAAUCAGCCAAUCACCUUUGACCUGCUGCACAGUAACCUGGGUGACAUGUUUGACAUGCUAACGGGGCGCUUCUCGUGUCCCGUAGCGGGCACUUACGUCUUCUUCUUUCACAUCCUCAAGCUCGCCAUCAACGUGCCACUCUAUGUCAAUCUGAUGCGUAACGAGGAAGUCAUGGUGUCUGCGUACGCCAACGACGGUGCACCUGACCACGAGACGGCUAGCAACCACGCCGUGCUGCAGCUCUACCAGGGUGACCAAGUUUGGCUGCGGCUACAUCGUGGUGCCAUCUACAGCAGCAGCUGGAAGUAUAGCACCUUCUCAGGCUUCCUCCUCUAUCAGGGCUGA
Messenger RNA from Chanos chanos (milkfish), 2694 nucleotides. RefSeq names its product caprin family member 2 (gene caprin2). Gene Ontology annotation, molecular function: signaling receptor binding. Gene Ontology annotation, cellular component: cytoplasm. NCBI's taxonomy places the organism in Eukaryota, Metazoa, Chordata, Actinopteri, Gonorynchiformes, Chanidae. Gene Ontology annotation, biological process: positive regulation of canonical Wnt signaling pathway. The transcript has 19 exons. The record is from RefSeq and is a predicted model, not a curated record. Bases 10 to 2694 code for a protein of 894 amino acids.